This is a messenger RNA of Mauremys mutica (yellowpond turtle), 4113 nucleotides long. RefSeq names its product R3H domain containing 4 (gene R3HDM4). Gene Ontology annotation, molecular function: nucleic acid binding. Bases 67 to 855 code for a protein of 262 amino acids. The record is from RefSeq and is a predicted model, not a curated record. The transcript is spliced from 8 exons. NCBI's taxonomy places the organism in Eukaryota, Metazoa, Chordata, Testudines, Geoemydidae.
UGGGGGGAGUCGGGGCUGGCACCGCGGCCCCUUUAUCCGGAGCGGAGCCGCCCGGCCGCCUCCGCCAUGGUGGUGCUGACGGGCCGGGAGGCCGGAGGCGGGCAGGCCCCGGAGGAGCCCUACCUGAGGAUUGAAGACUGCCUGCCUCCUCUGGGGAGCUCCCCAUCCAAGAGGGUCUCCCCCUCCAAACGGAAGCAGUACUACAUCAACCAGGCCAUCCGCAACUCCGACCUCAUCCCCAAGGCCAAGGGGCGCAAGAGCCUUCAGAGGCUGGAGAACACUCGGUACCUGAUGACCCUGCUGGAGCGGGACGAAUGUGGGAAUGACGAUGGGGAACUCACGCACUCUGCUGCCCCAAGCAUCUUCACGGAGGCCUGCAACAACGAGACGUACAUGGAGAUCUGGAACGACUUCAUGAACCGGUCUGGUGAGGAACAGGAGAGGGUCCUGCUCUACCUAGAGGAAGAGGCCAAGAAGAAGCACAAGAGGAAGCUCCCUGUUAAAGCGGAGGACAAGUGGAAAGAGCAUCCUGCUUACACACCGAAAGAAUGUUUCCAGCGCAUCAGCCGCCGGCUUCGCACCACGCUGAGACGAGGCAGGAUCCCUAUGGGGACCCUGGAGUGUCUGGAGGAGGAGUUACUGGCCUUUUUCUCCGUCACCCCUCACUCUGUCUACACAGCAAUGAUGGACAAUAGCUUUGAGCGGCUGCUGCUCCACGCUCUCUGCCAGUACCUGGACCUCGUCUCUGCCAGUUCUGACUUUGAAGGGAAACGCCAAAUGAAAGUGAGCAACAAACACAGAGACUUCCUGCCCCCGGAAUUACUGCUGUCUGCCUACUUGGAGCAGAUGAGCUGAUAGGUCUGGAAGACGUCUCACUCAGUGCUCUGAGGACUUCUACGAUCCCCAUAUCUGCUCUCCAUCCACUCAGUCCUCGGCGCACAAACGGGUUGUGUCCCCACCCUCUGACGAGUCUCGGCACUUGUGCAAUGGCCUAACUGGCGGGUGGGUUUGUGUGGAGCCGGUUAGAUCGUUGUUCCCUGCUUCGAGAGAGGAAGUCUUCCCUUGCCCGUCGCUGAAGCCCUGCAGGCAUCUCCCGCAGCUGCCACUCCCUUCCCGUGUGGCAAAGCUGGUGUGACUUCCAGCUUCCUCCCCACCCCCGGGGUGCUCCUGGUUCCACCCAAGGCUUCUCCAUACUGCUCCCGGGACCCAGUGGAGGGCACCAUCUCUGCUCCUCGCACUGGGGCCUGGCAGAGGCCUGCAAGCACCCCCCAAGCAGACCACUCUGUCGGGGGUGGAACCACCUGUUGGACAGCCCAAAACGUCAACCUUCAUCAUGCUCAGGUGUCCAACCCCCACUCAAGGACUGAGGACUCUGCCUCUCUUGAAGCUGGGAGGCUGAGGCCUUUGCUCUGGAUGGGCAGCGUCCUACUGGUUGGAGCAGGGGAGGGGGGUAGGAGCUGACUCCAGGGGUCUCCCCUGCUGCCUGUAGGCUGCUGGGAGGUUAGGAAGUGUCCAUCGACACUGUCAAAUGCAUAUCAGCUGUUGUUGCGACACUGGUCCCUCUUGUCGCGUAGAUGGGAUCUUGAUUGUGUCUCUUCUGCCCCCCAAGCCAUGUUCCGGAUUCAGAAUCCGGCCAGGUUCGGGGCGGUGGUGAAAGUCCUGUUCGCAUAACAUGGAAUCGUGCUUUUAACCAUGCUGGGGGAACAAGAUCGCUCCUGAAUAGUGAAGAUGGGGGCCCUUCAUCUCAGCUCCUUCAGGCCACAUCCUCCCCUCAUUUCUCUGACUCACUGGCCUCUUAGCUUGGCAGGGGGGGUUCCAGGACCAGCUGCUGCUGCCAGAUAUCACCAUGCUUACGGUGUGUGACCAGCCUGCCUAGCCCUGCCCUGGGCGUGGCGCUAUCUCCCGGCAGUAGCUGUGCUCCCUGGAAGCGUGGUUGUCUACACGCCAGCUCAUUUAAACACAACCAACCAACCUGUCCCUGGGGGACUCUGGCUUCCCCCGGGGGUGAGUUUGUAGCAGUAUUUUUGUGACAAAACAGUUCCCUUUCGGCCUUUGCAUUUCAGCUGCUCUGACCUGGCCAUUGAGCAUCUGAAUUGGGCUCAUUCCCCAGCUCAGCAAACACUUCAGCAGGUGCCUAAAGCUUAAGCAUGGGCCGAAGUGCUUUGCUGAAUGUCCAGCAGCUGCCUGGAGCAGAUCACUUGUAAGUUGCAUUUCACAAACCAGGGAGGCAGGGGACUUACCACAGACUGCAACAGCCUUGCAGGGUCGGGGGUGGGCACUGCUUUGGCUGGUGUCUAACCCUGUUUCCACUCGCUACCCACCACAGAGUUAGCGCUUUAAACCAUCGCAGGCUCAGCCCCGCAUACAAUCCAGUGGCGUACAGGGGGCGGAGAUCCCCCCCGCAAUGCACACGUUAGCACUUACCUAGCUUCCUCUCUGGAAGGCAAAGGAGUGAAAUAUCCGUGUGAAAAGCUCGAAGAAGUGUCCAGGCAGGACUCAGUGCCCCCCUCCCCUGCCCUGCUGGCUGCUUGGUUUUGGACUAGGGAGAGCGACCUCUUUGCUCCGACAAGCUCAGAGGAGAAGCUGUCCAGGGAGCCAGCCCCGAGUGGGAGUAACCAGCCCGUUGUUUAGUGGCUCUGUGUAGAUUGGCAUUGAGCAAACGGCCCCCUGAAGCCGGGCCGCUAUUGUUUAAGCUCUGGGACAGUUACCAGUGAGACCUUUAACACAAAGCUCUGGCUGUCUCUGCAGGGCGGGGGCCUUUUCUAAGUAUAGUGUGUCAUGUAUCCAGGUUUGGGUUUGUGAUUGUGGAAUCUAAGCCAGGCCCCCGGCAGUCCUGCUGCUCGCAAGCGGGGCUGGGUGGUCAGAGCUGAACGUCAGAGCUUGGGCCACCUGGGUCUGCCAGGGGUUUCUGGCGGGGGGGGAGGUUUAUAUCAUGGCGCAAUUUAAAUAGCUCCGUUUCCAGCUCUCUAGUGCUGUGAAGAGCCCGUUGGGAUGUGUGUGGUUUUUAAUAAGUAUCCUACGUGUUGCGGUGUUUCAUUUGGUGCAUAUCAAGAGCUGCUCUCACCUGGACAUAGCAGCUGGUUUAAAGGGCCGGGCCGGGUUUGCGCUGCCUGUGUCGCUGCUCAGCUCCUGGACUGGAAUUCUCUGCAGGUGAGUAGUAAAGAAUCCUGGGUGAGGAACGCUCUCUGCACAGGUUCAGGGCUUGACUCUCCUCUCUGCUAUAGUGCAGCUCCGUUGGUUUCACUGGAGUUACUCCUGACUUACACGAGUUCGUGAUCAGAAUUAGGCCCCCGGAGGGCAGGAUCAGGCCCAGUUCCCCUCUUCUUGCUGAGCACCAGUGUAGCUCGUGAGUGAGGCUUUACACCGGGCGGGUGGACAAUCGGGCUCCAUUGACAUCUCUUCCCAUGUAAACCAGCUGGAUGUAAAAAAACUUUUUCAGCAAAAAAAAACCUCUCACGCAGCCGCAGAGAUUUGCUUUGGACAGCCUGGGCGAGGGUCUGGUCUAGCUGGACAAUGCGGCACAGCAGACCGCAGCGCUUGACUUCCCGUGGACGCGCUUUUGUGCGCGUCAGACCCACGCACCAUUCUGGGAGCUGCUCUGGGCAGAGAAGGCCGACUCCUGCCAGAGCCCCUGCUUUGCUCUGCCCUGGGGCCUGACUUCCCCUCCUGCCAUCUCUGCACACUGCCUCUCCAGCCCGAGCUCCUGAGAGCCCAAACCAAAGCGAUCUUGGCACGGACGGUGCCUCCGUGCGGCCCAGCACCCGAUCAGGACCGCACUGCGGUUUGUAACAUGGCUAUGGAUGUUGUGUGUCGUGCUUCCGGGAACGUUCAUAGAUUUUUCUUUUUUAAUUGUGUCGAUUGUAUCUGUCAGCCCCAGCUCUUGCCUCGGUUGAAAGGGCCGUCGCCUGUUCUUACGGCAGCCUUCACCUGCUGUGCCUGAGCAAAUCCAUGCGUGGGAUGGCGACUGUGUGGAGUUUGUAAUGCUUCAAUCUGCUGUCAACCAGAGGCCAAAACGGGGGCUUCUGCUGAAAGGAGGGGGGGGGGGAGUUCCUUCUGAGCUGACUCAGCUGUUGAAGGUGUGUGCCCAAGAACAAUAAAUCAUGGUGCUCUGGA